AAACCAAACUACACGUUAAAGAGAGGGGAUGAUGGCUAAGAAGACCCCAAAACCAGCCCCUCGCAGGAUCUUCCAGGAAAGGUUGAAGAUUACUGCUCUCCCCUUGUACUUUGAAGGUUUUUUAUUAGUCAAACGGCCAGAAUACCAGGAGUAUAAACAUUAUUGGACAGAGUUGAGAGGAACUACACUUUUCUUUUAUACCGACAAAAAAAGUACAAUAACAGAGAACACAGAAAGUGGAGAAGAAUGGAGAGGCUUCAUUCUUACGGUAACACAGCUGUCAGUUCCCCAACAAGUGUCACUCUUACCUGGGCAAGUAAUUAGACUGCAUGAAGUCCUAGAGAGAGAGAAGAAAAGGAGGAUUGAGACAGAGCAGCUGUCGAGUACUUCCAUGGAGAAAGAGAAAGAACCAGUUGAAGAUUAUGUGGAUGUACUGAACCCUAUGCCAGUAUGUUUUUAUACAGUGUCCCGGAAAGAAGCAACUGAGAUGCUCAAGAAGAACCCUUCCUUGGGAAAUAUGAUCUUGAGGCCUGGUAGUGACAGUAAAAACUACUCCAUCACUAUCCGGCAGGAGACAGACAUGCCAAGAAUCAAGCACUACAAAGUGAUAAGCAUAGGAAAAAACUACACUAUUGAACUGGAAAAACCUGUAACACUCCCAAACCUUUUCAGUGUCAUUGAUUAUUUUGUGAAGGAGACUCGAGGAAAUUUAAGACCAUUUAUAUAUUCAACUGAUGAAGACCUUGGCCAAGAACCCAACAUAGAAGAGAGAAGUGAGAAGUUAAAGAAAAACCCACACAUUGCAUGAAAUAAAAAUGUGAAAACUAUCUUCAAUGUAUAUUGGUAAUUUAUAUUUUCAAAAGGAAGAUCUCAUUAUUAAAGAGAAAUAACUUUAUUCUUCUGAUCCUUAUACCAAGUCACUCACUUGGACACCAGAAUUAAACAUUGCAGCAUACAACUUCAUUAUCUUAGCAGAAUGAAACCAGUGCCUGUGGGGGUAUAUAUUGUAAAUAUACACAUUCUCAUGCACUGACAGUUGAAAACACAUAGUAUUUUCUAAAUGGAGUUUUUCUUUCCCUAGGAGUCAAUUAAAUACGUUUCUCCUAUACAGUUUCCACAGCAAAUUCAUUAAUUCUCCUAAAUCCUACCAAGUCCCCCCCAAAACUCUCAAUAGGUAUAUUGUUGAAAUCUGGUUUUACCAAUUUAUCAAAUAUAAGUCAUUUUAAUUAUCCAGCUAGAAGCCAGAGACAUGAAAUGUACUAGGAGAAGCCCUUUUCCAAAGCAAAUACCCUAUGAAAUACCCCAUGUUUUUUGUUACUGGAAAUAGAUGAAAUUUAUCCAUUUCCAUGAAAAUACCAGUCAAAAGAAAACUGUGUAUAGCUACACAGAAAACAGACUAUGGUAAAACAUAAUACAGAGAUAUACUUCAUAGUGAUAAGAUAAUUCACGAGCAAAA
Messenger RNA from Galeopterus variegatus (Sunda flying lemur), 1456 nucleotides. RefSeq names its product signal transducing adaptor family member 1 (gene STAP1). The record is from RefSeq and is a predicted model, not a curated record. Lineage: Eukaryota; Metazoa; Chordata; Mammalia; Dermoptera; Cynocephalidae. Gene Ontology annotation, biological process: cell surface receptor protein tyrosine kinase signaling pathway; positive regulation of B cell receptor signaling pathway. The transcript has 8 exons. Gene Ontology annotation, molecular function: signaling adaptor activity; protein kinase binding. Bases 29 to 808 code for a protein of 259 amino acids.